Molecule: messenger RNA, 729 nt
Organism: Trichomonas vaginalis G3
Lineage: Eukaryota; Parabasalia; Trichomonadida; Trichomonadidae
Exons: 1
Coding region: 1-729 (242 amino acids)
Source: RefSeq, a predicted model, not a curated record
AUGAGUUCUGAAGUCUCUGCUAAGUCUCCAAUGAGGACACCAGUAAAGUCACCACACUUAACUAACCAAGAUUCAACUAAGCGUGCGCUUAAAAGGAAAGAACACGAACUAAACAAGCAAGAACUUCUGAAUUUGAAGGAACAGAACCUUAAAUUAGAAGCAAAGGCGGCUGAAUUAAAGAAAAAUAAGAGCACAUUAUCUCAUGCAAUCAAGGCUGAGCAAAGUUUGGCCUCAAUCCGUGAGAAAGAAUACAGAGAUGAAUUAAAUAUUCAAAUUUCCCUUGAGAAACAGAAGAUGAACAUUCAAAUCAGUGAAGUUAGGAAUGCUAAAGAUUUGGAGCGCCAAAACACUGUGAAGAAUUUACAAAACUCGACAGUUCAAAUUGGAUCCUUCAUUAAAGAAUCAACUGCUCAGUUAAAUGCUUACAAGCCUCUUAACAACGAAGAAGUAGAGCAAAUGAAGUCAAAAUACCAUUCAAUGAUUGUAAAUUGGAAUUCAAAUCAUCAGUUGAGCGAAACUGAAGUUCUAAAUCUCAAAUUAAGAAAGACAUUGUGCUCUAUUCGUGAACAUUCAAACUUUAAUGUAGCACCUAAGCCAAAAUUAGGCAUUGAAUUAACAAACUCAUUUGAAACAAAUUAUGAUAUGAUUCCUAAACAUGAAGAACGUCAAACUGCAACAACAUAUACAAAGAUCACUGUUGCCAAGCCAAUCUUAUUCGCUUCUCAAUAA